CCACAACAGCAGCACGCAUGCUCGCGCUCAAGAGCCUCUCGCGUCAGCACCGGCUCGCCUUUGCGCUGGCUGCAGGCAUGCGGCAUGCGCCGUCGUUGCCGCAGCGCGCCUGCUUCUCGACGUCGCGUCGUCGCAGCGAGGGCGAGGCGCCGUCACGGCGAGUGCCGCGCGCUACCCUGUACACGGGCACCGACUGCCAGCUGUGCGACGUCGCCAAGGCCGUGCUGGACGACGUGGCACGUGAGGCGCCGCUGGAGCUCACGCUCUACAACAUCCGCGACGACACGCUGCCCGACGUCCACCGCUGGCGGCGCGCGUACCAGUAUGACAUUCCCGUGCUGCACAUCGAGGGCAGCGAGGUGGCACGGCAUCGGCUGGAUCGCGCUGCACUGCUGCAGCAGCUGCGGGCGGCACAGCAGGCACUCGACGAGGCGCCAAAGCAGUGAGCUCGGCCCGCACGGUGCGCUGCCUCAUAUGCUCGGCGCCGGCGUCACGUCGCGCACUUUGCGGGCGACCCAGAAGGCCGGCGUGUACUGAUAGCUGAGCAUGCAAGCGGCGUUGCCCGUGUACGGCUGCGGCGGCAGUGCUCGGUGCUUCUGGCGAGGCAGACAGGCCCAUCUGCUCGACGAGGCCGAGCAUCUCCUCGAGCGUAAGCUCGAUGCUCAGGUCGCCGUUGUUCUCGUAAUGCCAGAGCAGCGGGCCCGCGUUGAUCCAGAUGCCGCCGACGGGCAGCACGUGGUUCAGCACCUCGAGAUAGCGC
Molecule: messenger RNA, 760 nt
Organism: Tilletiopsis washingtonensis
Lineage: Eukaryota; Fungi; Basidiomycota; Exobasidiomycetes; Entylomatales
Exons: 3
Coding region: 18-446 (142 amino acids)
Source: RefSeq, a predicted model, not a curated record